This is a messenger RNA of Malaya genurostris, 18646 nucleotides long. RefSeq lists its product as uncharacterized. Gene Ontology annotation, molecular function: DNA-binding transcription factor activity, RNA polymerase II-specific; RNA polymerase II cis-regulatory region sequence-specific DNA binding. The record is from RefSeq and is a predicted model, not a curated record. Gene Ontology annotation, biological process: regulation of DNA-templated transcription. NCBI's taxonomy places the organism in Eukaryota, Metazoa, Arthropoda, Insecta, Diptera, Culicidae. The transcript has 13 exons. The coding region runs from base 181 to 18531 and encodes 6116 amino acids.
UUAAAUAUCACAUAGUGAGUGGAUGCAUGGGAAAGUUUUUGCAUUGUUAAUUAUUAUUUUUAUUCACGCUAAUGAUAAAAAAGAAGCAAAGUAUCGUUAACGCCUGAAGAUAUUGAAAACGAAUGAUUUCGGGACUUCACCACUACAUAAGUAUUGAUUAAGAAGCAAAUAGCUAGUGUAAUGGACGAAGAAGAACCUCAAGAGAACCGAUACGAAGCAGUUUGGAACCGGGUUAAGGUCUACAUACCCUUCCUCCAGGAGUUGAUCAGUCGUUACAGAAAUGACACGCAACAAAACCGACAGCAGCAGCUCCAAAAAAUCACCACUAUGUACGAUCUACUUACCAACCAAAGAUUAAAUUAUGCGUCGUUGUGUAAAUGUGAAAACGUGCUCAUCAAACUCUAUGAAACAAACUCUAUGAAGAAGAAACCGAUUGAUGAGACUUCGUCCUCGGGUGUAGGUAAUUCCAACAAGUCUGUACCAGAAGUUGAAUUGGAAACACCUGCAUCACCAUGUGAAGAGAUUCCUUCGAAUGAACCGGAAAAUUCAUCGGAGCUUCCCCAACUUACAGAAUCUCGUCCAACGGACAUAGAAGAUUCUAGAAAUAAACCUCCAUUAACGCUAGAUGAAAUACAGAGAUUGAUUAUGGAAAAAGCUGGACCCAGUUCUGUUCGCUCAGAUAGUGGAAAUAAUUUGUCUAAAGCUAUCAAUGAUACACUGAAAAUUUUGUCGAAAGAUUUCCAACGUGAGGAUAACACUCGUUCGAAUACAACAGAUAGUUCGAAUGGAAGGAAUUGGGCUCGAACAAACGUUCCACACUCUCCGACAUACCCUCCACAUCUGCCUCCUCCAGGCAUGUCGAAUCCCUCAUUUGAGGUCGACAACUGGGAUUCAGAAAGUGAUUUUUUCGGUAGUUUCCCACAUCCAGUUAGUCAUUCAUAUCAUAACGCACAUGGUAGAAGCUACAACAAUAUUGAACCACCGCGCCCCCAAUCGCCACCAUUAUAUCGCCGUCGUGAUAAUUUUCCUGUGGACAGUGUGCGUUUCAGUGAUGAUCGCAUGGAUGUUUCUCCUUUGUAUUCGUUAUCGCCUGAUGUACGGUCACCUCCUUCUAGCAUGGUAUCUAUGAAUAUGAAGGAUCCACGUUUAAGGAAACCUACUGUCAGCAGUAACGAUCCUCGAUUAAAUCGCAGUAACACCAUACAACAACAAACAGCGCCUGGUCAAAUACCGAAUGAAUUACCAAAAUGUGUUGCUCCAAAUCCCAACCUUCCAUUGGAGUUGCCGAAAAAAGAUCCUCCGAAACGUCGUCUGAGUAUAUGUGCAAACCAAGUGAUCAUUGAAGAAAUCCCUCCUGAACCUGUUAUUCGUCGUCCCAGUGUAUCGGGUGAAUUCUCAUCUAGUGGUUUCGAAGAACCGUUCCACGGUUCGAAUUUCUUUCCGCCGUCUGGUCCGGUUCAACCAGUUCCAAAUUCUUACAAUGAAUCAUUCCACGGAACAAACUUCCUACCGAUGCCGACACAAGUCCACCAAAUUCCUCCACUGUAUCCUUCAUCCGUACAACAAAUUCCCCCGCUAAUGCCACACCAUUCAAAUGAUAAUACUUCUUUUGCCGAACGUGAUCCACGCCGUAAACAUCUACAACAUGGCUUGGAGUACAACCAUCAACACGCAAAUUACAACCAACCGAUACCUGCAAGAUUUGAUCGCCCUGCAGCCUUACCAAAGAAAGCACCUCUCACCUAUCUUGAAUAUCGUCGUCAGAAAGAAUUGCGGGAGAAACAAUCGGCAAAGCCAAAUAAAGCGAUAGCAGAUACAGCUAAGCAGUCAAAUCCGGAACUUGACAUCACGAUUGGGAUGGUUCCAAAUAAGACCCGAGUGGCUGCCAAGGCGUAUGCAAAACCGGCUAAGUUUAAAGAUCAGUCGAACAAGGAGCGACAGUUUGGACCAUCUAUCAAGGAAAAAACUAAAACGGAAACAAAAAAUCCACCCACAACAAAGUCGCAGAGAAAUGAUCACCCAGUAGCAGCCAGUAAGAUAGACAAAAAACGUGAAGUGUCCGAGAAAGAAAAGCAAUCUACAACAUCCAAAACCAAAGAUCUUUUUGGACAUCAGCUUUCUCAGUUUGAUAAAAUGUAUCGCAGCGGAGAUUUUUCCAAGAAAGCGUCCUCGACAUCCGGAAUUGGAGGUUUUAAAAUUCCAAAAAUCAAGCGUGUGGAAAAGUUCGGCAAUACUGCGAUGAAUACUGAAAAAGCAGAAGAACACAAGAAUGAGCAAUGCACCGAUCAGUCGUCUAGUAAAUCGCCUGAACUUCCAAAGAGUAACAUCACGGAUAAUGAUUUAUGGGAUGCAGAUGAUGGAGCGAAUACUGUUUCCCAUAUUGAAACGAAAUCAGUUGAAGAUUCCACAAUAAAACCACUGAAGAACGAUAAACAUCAAAGUAAAUCACCAAAACGAACAGAGAAUUCAUUGAAAACACUCGAAGAUGAUGAUCUUUGGGAUACUGAAGUUUCUGCACCGCUUCCAACUAAUGCUGUACCAUCGACGGAUGUAGAAAAAAUAGUCAACAUGGAGAGCAAAGUAAACGUUGAAUUUAAAGUGCCUGUUUCAGCCGCUUUGCGUCGGACAACGCGACGUAGGAAUUCUGUUGCUUCGCAAGCAUCGUCUCCAGUUUCAGUAUGCGAGUCGAAUCGUAUAAUCAAAAGACGCAAUUCAAUUGCUGUUUUCCAACUAGAUAGUGAUAAUGCAGAAGGAACUGUGAAUAGCUUCAAACAAACGCAUGCAGAGCAAAAGCCAACCGCAAACAAUGAUAUCGAGGAAGAUAUCAUUCGUCCCCGUAGAGGUAAAGCGCGAAAAGCGAUAAUCGAUGAUGACGAUGAGGAUGAGGUAACUCCGAAUAGAAUCGGCGCAGAAAAUUCGACAAAGAAAAAUGCGCCUACACAUGUUGCGAAAAAAGCUAAAAAGAAUAAUGCCGGGGAAAUUUCAGCGACAAAUGAAAUUGCAAUGAAAUCUGUCGAAGAGGAGAACAAUGAAAAUGUGGUUUCUAGUACCACAAAUGAGUCAAAAACAUCGAAACCUGCAAGAAAACGUAAGGCUAAAGACAAGAAACAUGUACCUUCGACAAGUGAAGAUGAUUCUAAAAAUGAUGCGAAAAAAGAUAUUUCUCUAUCGGGACAGGAGCUAUUUAAAGGAACAGAAUCGAAAACUUCUGUCGAAGCAGUUGAAAAAGCUAAAGCAGAAAGAAGUGAUACCGAGAAAGAGUCGAAAAAAGAAAAGGACAAUAUUGAAAUGGUGGAAAAUUUGAUGAAUAACUCUGCAAGUCCGGAUAAUAAAGCUCAAUUGCUGGCUAUACUGAGUAAAAUGCUUGACGAAAAGAAGUUGAAAAAAGUUCAAGAGAUCAUCGAAAGCCCUAGCGAUAAAAGUAUAACAGGUGGGGAAGAAGAGGAAAAGUCCAGCAAUAAAAGUAUCGAAAACGAACAAAAGGAUACAGAAAUUAGUCGAGAACGCACCACAUCAGCUUCUGUAAGCUCAACUAAUGAAGUUACCGAGAAAGAUAAACCGAUGGGAAAACGCAAAAACCUACCAAAACGAUCCGAGCUGGACAAACUCAACGCGGAUAUUGCCGAGAUGUAUAUUAGAGACGGUGUACUCAAUGCAACAGGAAGAAGAAGUUGCACUAAGAAGCCGGACACUCCUACUAGGAAGAAAAGUCCAACCAGAAAGAAGAAACAGUUGAAAACUGUACCAAAGAAGGCAGCUCCAUCCGUCUUAGAUGUGAACUCUUUUUGUGAACCCAAACUGAAGAAAUUUAAUAUCGUUGUUCAGAAACUUUCUUUGAAUUCUGAAAUCGAUACAUAUCUUAAACGUAAACGAAAGCUUGCCGAAGAAAGCGGUGAUUCUUCGGAGGAACGGGAUGAUGUUGUGUCCGUAGCUUCCUCUAUUUCACCGAAAAGUAAGAAGAAAAAACGAAGUAACUGGGCAGCUGGUGUUGUACCUAAAAAGAAGAAAAAAAUCGAGACAAUUAUCAGCGUGCUCCCUCCAUCUUCCCCAGUAAAAAUAUACUCUCCGAAACCUGUGACGAAGAAUAUAAAUCGGGAGCUUAACUGCAAAAAUGAGACAAAAUCCAAAGAAUGUGCAUUAUGUUCCUACACUGGCACAUUAUCUACAAUGGUGGCACAUUACGUUCGAAAUCAUCCUCUUCAUGAAGUGUACGUUAGCCGCAUUCCAAACUCAACCGCGGCCAAAAUUAAAAAGGAUCCUAUUGUAGUAACCGGUUGUAUGAAUGAUCAAAGCAUAACAUUCCAGUGUGUAUUUUGUCAAGAAGUACUGACAAAAAAGAAAUACAACUGGAAAUUACAUUUGGCUAGCCAUACAGGCGAAUAUCGAUACAAGUGUACCAACUGCACCAUCAAAUCUUUGACACCAUGUACGAAAUCCCACGACCCUGAUUGUUUUGGUCCCUCAAUGGAAGUCAUCAACGAAUUUCUUUUCGAAGAAAAUCACAUCUACGGUUAUAUGUGCCGUCUGUGUAAUUAUGUCCAAAUCUCGCGCACGAAACUGAUUGCUCAUUUAAAAGAAGAACAUAAUAGAAUGAUCGCUACACACGGUACACUUCAAUUCAGCAUACUAAAUUAUGAUCCUAAUGAUAGUUCCAGUUCUCAUGAGACAUUAGCAUCGGAUAUCUCCAUGCCAGAGUUGACCCCACAGACUACCUGCCCACAGAGCAAUAUGUCGGCAUUCAUUUCUAGUGCUAAUGACGAUAUAGAGUCGUUGCAAGUGUUGAAUGAUCGUAGUUUUGUUUCACCCUCAAAACCAUCAAUUAUUGAUAAACUCAAAAAGAAUUUGGAUGAGAUCAUGCGAAACGAUAACAGCAAAGAACGACCGGUAGGAGACGAUGAUGAAUGGGAAGAUAUCAACUCACAAACAAAUUUUGUUCCUACGGGCAAGGUUCCGACGAAGGAGAAAUCUCAACGUGCUACAUCAGCAGGUGAAGAUGUUCCAAUGCCGACUCCUUUACCGUUAAAAGAGGAGCAGAUCGACUUAUUCGAAGGCAAGCAAUUAGUAGCCAAUAUGGCUUAUAAUAAGAGUAAAGAUUCAACAUGGUACCUUUGUAUGGUUACUGAUUGUAAAUAUGCCACAGAAGCGCGAUCUGACAUGUAUCGUCACGUUGAAAGGUUACAUGGUGAUGUCUCAUGGGAUGGUUAUUGCUACUUAUGUACGGCUCAGGUUGUCAACGAUGAAACCAGUGAGUUAGCAAAAGAAAUCAAACAUAUGGCCGUUGUUCAUAUAAAGGAUCACACCGCUGUUGAUGAAUUACUGAGUUCGUCAUCUGCUAGUAUUGAUACAUCUUCCUUCGAAGACGGUCACACAAUUAAACUUCGUCGAUUUUCAGGUGACAAGCUUUCCAUUGGUACAGCAGGCGACGAUGUGACAGAACAAAUAAAACUCAAACCAUGGCUUGAAGAAUCUUGUGCGAAGAAUCGCGACCACUGCCUCAACAUGCUAGAACCGAAAAGUUUGUUUUGUUUCUUCAAAUGCAUGGGAGUCACCUGCUGUUUCACGACCACAUUUGAAGCUCAGAUGAAUAAACACUUGGAUAACCACGAACUGGUUGCGGAUGUCUCUGAACUAAAUUCGACAAAAUCUUGGCUCGAGUGUGCAUACUGUGCACACCGGGCGGGAAAUAAGUCCGAUUUGAUGAAACAUCUACAUAUUGUUCACUCCAAAAGUGCGCAUCAAUGUGCUUACUGUUUCUAUCGUUGCCGAGAUGCAUAUAGCAUUGUUCUUCAUCAAAAAUUGCACCACGAAAAAAAGAAACCACAGAUUCUGCUAAUACCAUCCGAAAAGCAAAUUCUUACUGCUGCCGACCACGAACUAUUGAAUAGACGACGGAUUGAAAAUAUUUUGCCGCUAAUUUGUACAGCGUGCAAGGCGGAGUAUUGCGGCCUCGACGCGUAUAUGACCCACCUGAAGAUAGACCAUGCUGAUCUUACGACGAUUUCAUGUCAGUGUUGCGGCGAAAAUAUGUUGAAACCAAAAAUGCCACGUCAUCUGUUAAUCCAUAAAAUAGGCAUCUAUGAAUGCAUGUAUUGCCAGUUUGGUAGCAACACAAUGGAAGCAGUGCAAACUCACGUAUGCAAUCGACAUCCGGAAGAACCGUUUUAUUGUUGUGUGCGUUACAAUAAGACACCUGGAAAGGCUAAGGAAGCAUCGCUUAAAUCACUCUGUGAGGCACCUGUCGAUGAUGAAGUAUUCGUUUUUUGUCAGUUUAGAACGGAGGAGUUGAAUUAUAAAUCCCCGGAUACUAAGAGCAACCGUGAAAUCAAUUUCACUGAUAAGCCCCAAGUGAUACCACUUCAAUUGCCACCGAUCCGGGUUGGUGAUACGAAUAUUCUUCUGAGUGCUCAGAUUCCAUCCACAUCUACACCAGAAAGCGUUCGUCAAACGGUUGUCGUCAACAAAACCAGCGCUGGAAUAAUUAAAAUGCCUACAAUGUCAUCCGUUUCCGGCGGAAUUGUAAUUGCAGGUACGUCUUCGGUACCCAUAAUCACCGCUGUGCAGGGAAACUACCAGGAACCAACAACAGUUGUAACAGCUUCCCAGAGUCUACCCGUCAUUUCGCAUGUAACUGGUGGUAUUUCGGCUUCGAAGCAAUCUGGUAUGCCAGUAAUCACCCGAGUUGAAGGUGGUGUCGUUGGAAUGGCAACGAUCAAACCAGCCUCUUCUCUUGUGGGUGCUAAAAUUAUAAUCUCACCGAAUAAAGGCGCUGGUGUACCAAUAAUAACGAACGUUUGCAGUAUUGGUGCACCUUCCCAACCAGUUCGUACAGCUUCAGAAGACGAAGCAUUAAUGUUAGAAGCGGAACGUGUCGCGAUGGAAAUGAUUAAGGAUACAGGGUUACCGAAAACUGUUAUCUACAAGUGUAUCUUCAAAGGAUGCAACUCAGUCCUACCGGAUGGAACUGGUAUGCGCAAACAUCUUACUUUUUCGCAUAUGCCUUCGAACUUGUACACGUGCGCACACUGCAAAGGAAAACCUGCAUUUCCGAAUGUGAUGGCAUUUACACAACACUUGAAAACGCACGAAGCACAGAGGAUCUUUUGUUUUAUGUGUGAUUACAAAGGAUCAUUCCCGCCGGAAGUUAUUAAACAUGUUAAAGAUAUUCACAAAACGAACAAACCUACUAUACUGUUCUUGAACCCCAAAAAGAAUGAUCCAAACAAUGACAUAAUAUUGUUCGCACCAGGCCAACCAGCAGAGUCUGAAAAGAAAGCAUUCUACAAAAAGCUCAUCGAUAUUUACAACCACAAGCUGCAGGCAGCAUUAAAUCAGCAAAAGACCCAUUUCGCUCCGGAAGAAUGCGAAAACCUUCCGAAACAAGCCAUAUUUAGUCAAAUGGUAUACUGCACCAAGUGUCAGUACAGUACCAAGGUUCGGUUGAAUAUGUUCCGUCAUUUGAAAGGUCAUUUGAAUGACAUGCCCGUGUCAAAUGUUGAUCCGAAAAAUCCGGUACCGUGUUGGGGCCAAGGUGAAAAACAUUUCGAUCGAAUGAGAAAUCCAGCUGCCAGCUCUCAGGAAGACGACGACUUGAUCCAAUCUUUGUGUUUCGUGCAAGAAAACAAACGAUUCAUUUGUGGUGCUGCAGGCUGUCGCUAUCUUACGAUAAACGAAAGCAUGCUUAGAAACCAUUUGAGCACUUUACACUCUGACGCGAAAGAUUACAAAUGCCCACAUUGUCCAGCCGUGCAUAUAUUCUCUGGUCAAUUGAACGUUGAUAAACUCUUGGAACAUUUAAUGCUACACGAUAAAGAGUUGUAUCGUUGUAGUAAAUGCGGUAUGUUCCUGAAUAACAAAAAUGCGAUGGAUCGGCAUAUUAACGAAAAGCAUUCAAAGGUUGCCAAUGUAUCGAUUUUUGUCAUCCGUGAUGGAAGCACUGCCGGCAGUGUGUCCAGUGUUGCAGCAGACGACGAAGUCGUUUUUAAAUGGAAAUGCGAUGUGUGCAAGUUCAAAAGCGUAACUAUUUCGGAAAUGCGAACACAUAUGCAGGAAACACAUAACAUCAACGCUAAGUACCGGUGCUCCCGGUGUUUGUUCAGCUCCUCCAAUAAAGCUCAGUUCACUGGUCACUUCGAAAAAGAUCACCCAGGAUGUGAAAUUAUCAUAAUCUCUAUGUAUAAGGCAAUUGAAGGAGAUGAUAGUCGCGCCGAUACAACACCACUGUGGAGAAGGGAGAGUAAUAAAACCAGAAGUAUUCGAGGGAUCUUAGUGGAAGUAGACGAGAAUGAAGACGAUGAUACGGAUGAUAAUAUUGAAGCCGAAUCGAAUGAAUUAGUAUUAGGCGUACAUUUGGCGGAACCUGGUCCAAGUGGUACCAUGAAACGUAAAUCUUCCGAAACUGGUACUAUUGAUUUGCAAGCAAAGCGGGUCAAGUCGGAUGGACCCGUGAUAAAAGCGUUCAAAUGUGGAUUUAAGGGUUGCACUUAUGUCAAUGACUUCGGAUCUGGCAUCGUACUUCAUUUCAAGACAGAGCACCCGAAUGAAAAACCUUCUGUGCUGAGAAAUGCUCUUGCUAGUCCAGAGCAAUCCCGAUUCGAUUAUUUCUUAAAAUACGCUUGCUUCUACUGUGUGAAAAAAGCAGACACGAUACAUGAACUUCUACAGCAUUGGCGGCAGCUGCACAAAAUUAGCGGUCGACGAAGUCAAGAUAAGCCUUUUCUAUUUCGUACUGCUAAAAUUAUUCUUUGCUAUUACUGUCGUAAAGGAGCCGUAAUGCCGGAAAUGAAAUCCCAUUUUGUUUCUUGUCAUGCGGGAAUGCAGCCAAUUUAUUUAGAUUUUCGCAAUCCAAAAAGAUGUGCCGAGUGUGAUUUUGUAAGUGGUCUCAAUCGACUUGAUAUGGUGAAACAUUUCACCGUUGAACAUAAAGAAGAAAACGAAUAUGCAAAAGGUUGGAUCGACUACCUUACCGAUGACGUUCUAGAUAAGAUAUUGAAACUUAAUUGUGUAUCCUACGGUUGCCAGAAGUGUGAUUUUACAACUGAAAGCAACUCGGAUUUUAACACUCAUUUCAGUGUAAAACAUCCAGGUCAGAAUAUCGAGUUCAACGAAUUCACAGUGGAGAAAAAAGUAAUCUACUAUUGCUCAUUUAAUAACUGCAAGCGAGAUUUCUCAAGCGUACAAGACCUUGCUCAGCAUAUUUUGUAUCACGUACCACCGUUCAAGUGUUUGUGUAAUGGCGGGCAAUGCGUGGCACAAUUCAGGACAUUUACAAUAUUACUGCAGCAUUUCCAGACAACUCAUCCACACCAGACACUGCAGUACGCGCUGAAAACUCCCGAUGAGUAUAAGCAGGUAUUGCGUUUGGUGACUAUACAAUUUUGGAACGGAUUCAUGAUGACAAUCGAAGAUGCUCGCCAAGCUGGGAAUCGGUAUGGCAGUUAUGACGGGCUAUUUAAGAUUAUCGAUGAGAUAUGUGCUGAGUCGGUUACAGCAGGAACACGUUUUCUUUCGAUGAGUACACUAGCGUCAUAUUCUGUGUAUGACAGAGUUUUCAACACGUCGUUGUUGGGGCGAAUAGGAUCGAUAAAGCAGAGCAGUGUAACCCGAAAUAAAAAACGCUUGCGCAUUCGGCAUCCUGCUGCCGUAAAGCAGGGCCGCAUUGUCUGCAGUGCGUUAUUGGAGCAACUAGAUGCCUGUUAUGAGGAGCUUAGUAUUGCGAUAAUGGCAGAGUUAGAUGAGCGUGAACGAAUCAACCAGGAUUUGCGAGAAAAGGUUCAUCAACAGUUAAAUGCAGCUCGGGUUCUAAUAGAUAGCUACAAUGGGCCAGAGACGCAGAAAAAACUUAUCGGAGCACAACACUCUAAACUAGAGGGUUUAGUUGUUGAUCGGAACAAGAGAUUAAAAUCUGAUACAUUGCGUAAGCUACUCGAAAGUAUUGAAAUUUUGAUAAAAAAAGUGAAAAAACAAGACAGUUCGUCGGUAAAUACUUCGGAGUCUACAGUUACUAGCACUUCGCAUCCGGAAUCGCCAACCAAAAGUGAUGUUCCUCAACCAGCUACUUCGGAAACAAUCAAAGAAAUUCCAUUAGAGCCAAAUUCUGCUGUCAGUGAAACACUUACGAUCAUAACACCGGUAGUAGAAGAAGUAGCAGCUUCUGUAGAUCAACCUGAACAUCAACUGGCAAUUUCCGUUCCGAGGGAAAUAAUAUCUGAAGAAGCGAAACUCAAACAGAAACCACAAAUUCCAUGGCGAACCCCACUUCGUUUGGAACCGCUACGAGAAGCGUUUAAGAAACCAAAAGAUAAGGAAAAAAAUGCAAAAUAUGAGAGGAAGAAGGAUGCGAAAAAUGAAAGACAUAAUAAUUUUAGGAAACCAAGAGAAGAUAACAUCAGACGAGCUAAGGAAAAAGAGACUCGCAAAGAGAGAGGGCAAAGUUCAAGACAAGAAAUAGAAAAAGAUUUGAGGAAAGAGAGACAAACCAACAAAAACCUAUCGGCGAAUGUACCGAGCUUGCCAUCACCAGAAUCGGAGCGUUUGGCGCUACGAUAUAAGACCAAAAAGCGUCGUGCAGAAGAUGAGCUAACAAAUGAAUCGCAGUUCAAGAAACCAUUCCCCAAAUCAUCGAAGGAACACAACAAACCACUAUUCCAACGACGCCAUCAGCUUCCUCCGGCACAGCCUGUGUAUAGUAGCAAAGACCCACGCAAUUAUGGAGAAUACUGUCAGCGACGUGUAAUGCAAAUGCAAAACCGUGCUCGUUUCGAGAGUCAAAAUCAGCAGUAUUAUAGACACCGCCCCGCUGUGCCGCCAUCUGUGCAGAAAACAAUUGAAACAGCGCACACAUUUGUAUUGCCAGCUCCGAUUCCUCCCACGCCACCAAUAACGUCGGUAAGACCAGAUGGGCGUCCACCAGCUCCGAAGGUAUCUGUGUCGCCAAUAUUUGCACGACCACCACCUCCACGAAUGCCAGUUCCUCGGACAGAGUGCAAAAAGACAAUCAAUCCAGUCUAUUCCAGCGAUGAGCCGAUUCGACUUGGAAAAAAAGAACCGCCAAAGAAAUUUGUUUCACCAGCGAAAUCCGCAGAUAAGCCCAAGGAGGAUGUCUCACCGAAAGCAAACGAGGUGCCAUUGGAUGUCUCACCGAAGGCGAACGAGCCACCUUUGGGUGAUACAAAACUUGAUGAUAAGAAAGGAGAACAAUCUGCAAAGGUCAGUGUUGACAAAUCGCAAGAUGAGAGUAACGUACAAAACGAGAGCAAUAAAUCUGAGGAGGCGGCAAAACAGACCACAAUCGUCGAUAAAGAUGUGACACUCAAUAAAGAGUUGAUGGAUUUGCUGAAAGUUAUUGGAGAUGAUGAGAAAGUCAACCGUAUAUUGGAUGUAAUGAAUAAUAAAUCUGAUAAUGAGUCCGACGACAAGAAUCAGCCAGCCAAAAAAGAGUCCACAACGGCAAAGGAGAAAACUGCCAAGACUAAAAAGUACAAGCGCAUUCGUUCUAAGCUCUACGAGUCAUCGUCUGAGGACGAAGCAAGCCAGAAAGGUGAUGAAAAGAAGGAUAAAUCCAAGACAGGGAAACGUACUACUGCUGGCAGUCGUGAAUUGAGCAUGCUCAUUGAAAACAGCAGUGAAUGGAUGUCGAAGGGUGCUGAAAUUCAGCCUAGUAGAAGACGAGGAACAUCGACAUCGAAGAGCAAUAGUGCAUCGGCGAAGAAAACUGAUUCCAAGCGGUCUUCAAUUACCGAUGCUCUGUCUUCAGACGAAGAUGAUAUGGAGGUGGUCUCCAAAAAGCCAGAAUUAGAGGAGGAAUCAUUGCUGACAGUAGUGAAAGUGGCGCCCGUUUUACCAAAGGGCAAAGCAAAAGCUAAAGAAAUCACCUUCAUAUACAAUGACAAGAAACAGGUUCACUUCAAUAGCAAUUAUUCUAGUAAUUGUGCCCUCUGUUCCUUCAACGGGUCGGCGAUCGUCGAUCACUACGUUUAUGAACAUAAGCAGUAUGAGGUUUUUGUAAGUCGGGUGUCGCCGAAAAUGGCAGAUAUAAUUCGAGCGGAUCCUUUCCUUACUAAUGGGUUGCUGCUGAAUGAAGGCACGGAUGAUGUAAAGAUCCGCUUCAAAUGCUUCCUCUGUCUGACAACGCAAGAGCUUUCUCGCGCUGGUUGGGUGGAGCAUUUGGCAUCGCACACAGGUGAAUAUCGCUACCGCUGUACUAGCUGUCCGGUGAUGUCCCAAACUGAAGAAUUAGCUAGCAAUUUCUUCCAUGAAAAAAACUGUCUAAAGCCAUCAUUGGUUCUGUAUAACAAUAUCGAGUUUCAAGACAAUCAUGUUUAUGGUUUCAUAUGUAAUGUAUGCAACUACAUACAAAUUCGUCGUGUCAACAUGGAACGCCAUUUGAAACGGGAACAUCCAUCGGCUGAUGUCACUUGCAGUCGAUUCAGUAUCGUUAACCACAAGAUUGAAACGAAACCCAUUAUUGAUGAAGAUCAACUGAUGGCUGAUUUAUCUUCUUUGGGCAGUAACAGAAACGCACCUUCAGGAAUAAUUCCAAUGCAAGCAAAGGCCGAACCGAUGGAUGCUUGUGAGAUUGUGAAUCAACCGAUCACUGAAGAGGACGAGCAAUCGAUGGAACCGGUGGCUGGUUCUUUGGCAGCACUUCUUCGACGUGCGGAUAUACGAUUGAAUUCUGUUCACAUUGGACCAGCAGGUGUUUAUGGUCAUUUGGAACAUAGGCCAUUCUCAUUGAAGCUCGAACAGGAGCUGCAAGGUGAGCAAGUUAGCUCAAGUGGUCGUUUUUAUGAAUCACCAAUGUCACCCGAGCCAGGUUUAAUGGAUCAACCCUCCGAGGCGCAAGCUAUUACACCUAUUAUGCAAAUAGAAUCGGUGCAAGGUGGAUUUGACUUCAGUGAUACUUUUCUCAAGAGAGAAAACAACGAGGCUGGUUAUGAUUCGGACGCUAGUGAUAGGACGGAUAUUUUUGAUUUAUCUGAUGCUACCGAUAAAGGACGACAAGAAGAAGAGAAAGCUGGGGAUAGUGGAAAAAAUACUAACGAAAGCUCCGGUAAAGGGGGAUCUGAAGGCAACUCUGGACAAGACUCUUCAAUUAAUGGAGGUGGUGAAGGAUCCUCAUCCACAGGAAGUGGAAAUGGUACUGGGGGAGCAGCAGGAGCCGGUGGAGACGAUGGUGAUAAGGGCAAGAAAAAUGAUCUUCCGAUUUCCGUUAAGAUUAAAGUUGAAAAAGAAGAUGAUGACGAGGAAGAAAAGAAAAAGAAAGAGGCAGCGGAACAGGCUGCUGCGAUCGAAAAAGUUGUUAUCAAAACGGAGAAGCUAGAUGAGAUCGACGAUGAUCAACCGACAAUCGAAGAUAAAUACGACUUUGUCGAACUCGUGUUGGAUAGUACUCGUAUCGAGCACGUUGCUUACCUCGAGCGUCAGUCGGAUAUUUUACAUCUAUGUCUAAUGCCUGGAUGUCAAUACAUUUCGAAAAAGGCUCCGAAUUUCGUUAGUCAUGUAUCGAAAAGACACAGUCAUGUGGUUUGGGAUGGUUAUUGCCACCCGUGCCAAUCGCAAAUUGUUAUCAUGGAUAAUUGCACAAUCGCCAAUGAGUUGCAGCAUUUGCUAGAGGUUCAUGCUCGUAGAAAAACUCCUACACAAGAAGUGGCAGAUAUUCGUCCUCCAGCCUCUAAUGUGAUUCGUAUUCGCAAAAUGCCAGGUGACACGUUAUCCGCAGGAGAAUCAAAUCCUCCUCCAUUAGCACCGAUACUGUCACAAGUUGCAUCCCUUGUUCCUGGACCUUCCUCCAUUGUCAUGGGUCAGCAAGGACCAAUGCUUAUCCAGCCCAAUGCUCCUGUCGCUCUGGGAAAUAACACGAUGAUUACUCCGACACACACAAUCCCAGCACAAAUCAGACCGAUUGCGUCUAACCCUACCAGCGCGAUGAUGCCCAUAAACAGUUCUCAAUCGGUAUCAGCAAACUCCAACGUAUCAUCGAUGGCCAAUCUUCGUAUAACCACCGUCCGAUUGAAACCCUGGACUAAUAUGGUAACAACGAAAAAUCAGGAACACUGUCGCAACAUGUUGGAAGAAAUAAGUCUCCUCUGUCUGUAUAAGUGUAUGGCUCGGUCCUGUGCUUUUACAACCAACAACCGAUACUUCAUGGAUCAACACUUGAGUCUGCACGAAAGUAGAUAUGUCCCGGGCCCCGGUGCACCCAGGAAAUGUUGGUUGGAGUGUGCUUACUGCGAACUGAUUGCCCCGAACUAUAGUAUGCUGUUGAUGCACAUCGAUUCCGACCAUUCGAGCUGUGGAUUUCAGUGCAAUUUGUGUUUCUACCGAAGUAGAGAUCCUACAAACGUCGUGGUACAUCAAAAGACCUACCAUCCGACGACUAGCGCUUCGAAGAAGAUUCUAAUUAUGCCGGACAACCUCAGAAGCUUUGGCGAUGACGAGUGGAGAGCAAUGCAGGAUUCAUUGCGGAAGAAUGUACUACCGCUGCACUGUACGAUAUGCAAGGAAUCAUACUACAUCCUAUCGGCGUACAUGACUCAUUUAGCCGGUCAUACGCAAAGCUUUGUCUGUUGUCAGGUGUGUAAUCUGAACAUCGAUAAGAAAAGCAUGGCGCGACAUCUACUGCUGCAUUCAAUUGGUUUGUACGAAUGCGUUUACUGUCUGUUCGGAGCCAACACCAAGUCUACAAUGGCACUGCACGUUAGUAACGCUCACUGCUCUAAACCUUUGUACUGUUGUGUCCGUUACAAUAAAAAGAGACCCGAUGGCGUGGAUUACCCUCCAAACAAGAUUGAGUCCAUGGAGUUGAAGACAAUGAGUUGCACAGUUUCUCCGGAUCUUUUCAAAAGAUGUAACUAUACCACGGAAAUGUUGAACUACAAACCGACCGAUCUUAACAUGAAUCAAACGAUGUCGUAUCCAAAACCGGUGCAGAGAGUAGUUUCGAACGCGGUUGCUACUACAGCCACUAAUGCAUCAUCGUCAAAUCCCGCGGCUAACAUUCAAAUCCAGAUAACGGAUGAAGCUGGUCGCCCACUGAUUAUUUCCAUUCCGGUUCAAAACAGUGCUCCUAAAUCGACGGGAGCACCUGCACCCAACACACAACCUCCUCCGGCUGCUGUUGUACCUUCUACUGUUCAAAUGCCAAUGAUAACAACGGUACAAGGUGGUGUACCAGCAAUAUCGCAACCAGCUCCGCUUCCGGUCAUCAGUAGCGUACAAGGAAUGGCAACGCUUCCUCCAUUAACCGCUAUUCAACGUAACGACAACCUCCCAAUCAUCAGUAACGUUCAGAGUGUUGCUCAAUCGUCCAACAGACAGUCGGCGGGAUCACCCAAUUUGCCAUCAUUAACCACAAUCGGUGCUGGCGGUAUGGUUAACAUACCAAACAUUCCAGGUAUCACAAUAACAGCUAAACCGGCUACGACAUGUAGUGUAACUUCUAGUUCAUCUGCUAGCACUCAGUUGAGUUCUACUGGAGCUCAGCCAAUGGUAUCACUGGCGGACAAUAUUUCGUCAACAACUUCGGCAAACGCCGAUUCAUCAGUCGCAUUCGAAGCAGGAAGUGAUAUGUAUACAACAACGGUAGCCGAGGCAGAUACACAGUCAACGAAUAACGAUAUCGUUUCCGUUGAGUCAGAUGAUGAUUUUAGGACGGGGACUAGUAAAAGCAGCACUCCAGUACAAUCACAAUCUCCCGGUCUAGGUGGUUCAAAAGAAACAUCACUAACGAAGAAACUUUCUAGUACGACUCAGAUUCGGAUUGAUUUCCUGUUCAAGGGAAGUAUUGAGCGAUUUGACCGAUUGGAGAAGAAGGCCAGUCAAAUGAUUAAACAUACUGGUUUUUGCGGCCAGGAGUUGAAUGUGUGCGGAGUGGACAAAUGUAACUGUCGUUUUACCGAUCCGGUUAAGCUUAAUUUGCAUCUUUUGAAGCAUCACAAUGUGUCUACUUAUAACUGUUUCCACUGUAAAGAUCGGUUCAAGACAGCACAUGAAUUGAUAACACACAUUAAAACGCAUGGACGACAUCGGUACAUGUGUUUCCUGUGCGAUCGGAAGAGUCAUUUUCUAAAGAUGAUGAUAUUGCACGUCCAACAUGAUCACAACAGCACGGAUGUUAUUUUGACAUACUUGCAUCCCAAGAAACGCGACAUACACAACGAUUUGGUUGUUAUCUGUCCACAGAACGUGACAACAUUGCAAUUGCAAAACUACAUUGAUACUAUUCUGAAGGAGGAUGGCUCUGCGACGGAGAAGAAAUAUUUCAGUCCUGCUGAAAUCGAUAGGCUACCACCACAGGACAUAUACCUGGAGGAUGUUUUCUGUUCCACUUGUGAUUAUUCUACGAAGAUUAGGAAAAAUAUGAAGCGGCAUCUUGAGCGGCAUAUGGAGUCUCCUGGGCAGACUUUGAUGCUACCUGCAAAGCAGGAACUCGAAGAUCCGCUAUCAACUACUGCCGAUGAAUUACCCCUGACUGUUCCACAAACAAUUGCCCCUGGUAAACUCUACCAGUGCGGCAUAUGUAAGUUUGACUGCCCACCAGUCUUGGCUGACUUUCGUGCGCAUCUUUACAGAAUGCACCGACAGGAAAAGGUUUACAAAUGCUCUCACUGUGAAGCAACACUGAAUGACGGUUUCAUUUGCAUUGACAAAAUUGUUAAUCAUCUCAAGCUGCACGGAGAAAACUUGUACAAGUGCAGUGAAUGUAAUUUAUAUCGUGAUGAAAAACAGCUGAUAACGACUCACAUCAAGCAUAAUCACGCGCCAGGAACAGUGGUGACGGUUGUUCGAGAAGCGAUUUCCAGCGAACAGCCCGAAUGGCAGUGCGAUCUGUGCGAAACAAUACGUCGCACUCGCGAAGAAAUCAUAGAUCACAUGACAGCUGACCAUAAGUUGACCGACAGUCAAUUCAAAUGUUCUCUAUGUUCAUAUAAAUCGUCAGAUUAUGACUCAUUUAAAACCCAUUUUUCAGAGAAUCACCCAAAAAGUGAAAUACUGAUUAUAUCACUAUUUCAUGAACUUCCUUCGACUGCUGCUCGCAAAGUUAAGAGCGAUAUAACACCGGUUUUAGAGCAAGUAGCCGCAAAUGCAAAUGACGGAAACAAAAAGAAAAAGUUUUCUUGCGGUAGUGAUAGCUGCUCGUAUUCUUCAACUGAUCUGGAAUGGGCGAAACGACAUUUUCUCACCAGUCAUCCGGAUCAAACAUUAGUUGUGUAUGAUGAAUCGAUCACCGAAAAAGAGAAACGAAAACGAUUCGACUAUUUCGUGAAGUAUGUAUGUCAUCACUGUCAAAUGCAGUGCGAAACGAUCGACGACGUUGUUGAGCACUGGUGUCGGAAGCACAAUGCCGAUGAAAAAACUCCGCUGAUGUACAAACUAUUCAAACUUGUUCGUUGUUUCUACUGCGACAAGCUAUCGUCAUACUACGACAUCAAAAUGCAUGCCACGGUGAGCCAUCCUGGUCAAACAUUUGCCUGCGUGGAUCACCAAAAUGUGUUCAAAUGUGGCGAAUGUCCAUUUGUGUUAACCGGAAUGAAAAUCGAUUUACUAAAGCAUUUCAAAAUUUAUCAUAGCGCAAGCAAAAACGAGGAUCCGUGUGAUUACAUCGAUGACGAGUUUCUCCAUCGAAUGUUAGAGCAGAAUAACACUUUGUACACAUGUAACCACUGCAAGGUGGUCUUUGAUAGUCGUUUUGAGUAUGAGAAUCACAUCGAUGUAUGUUCAUUUGUCGGUCUGCCUUCUAGUUUUUCAUCUAGCUCAAAAUCGGUACGUAUCCGCUAUAUUUGUAGUUGUUGCAACGAUAUGUUCGGAGACGAGUAUAGCAUCGCUAAGCAUAUGCGAUCGCAUCUGGCUCAGUACAACUGUCGCUAUUGUAAGCGAGAAUUUAAAAAACUUACUCAUCUGGAUCAACAUCAAAUCGUGCUGCACCACGCCGCUGACAACGAUUUCAUACUUAAAGAUUUAAAUCAGUAUCGAAAUCUUUUCCUUAAAAUCAGAAUGCUUUUUCCCAAUGGUCUACUAUUGAGUAAAGUAGACGCUUACCGAACAGUGUGCGGUUCUGUCGAAGACAUUAUAAAUUAUGCUCGUAACAUUAACGAUGAAGAAUUAAAUCAGUUAAUGUUCAAUCGAGCCAUCGAUACGCCAUUGCGAUACGUUAACAGUUCAGGAGAGCUGACAUACCAGACAUGCAAAGAGUUCCUGUCCACUCAACCAAAAAUGGUUCUGCAGUUGGAAAACCUAGACGAUGAGCAGUUGGAGCAGAUCAAGGAGCAGGUGUAUCUGCUUGCAGUUACAAGCGGAACGCAAUGUCAGGGUGUUGCUGCGAGCGUUAAGCGGAAACGUGGUAGACCGAAGAAGUACAAUCGAAUGAGUUCAAACUCGGAAACUGAUGACGAGAAUGAUGACGACUGGCAGCCUGGAACGAAGCGGAUGAACCUAAGAGUAAAGACAUCCAAACCAGUCACCAGAGACAUGGUAGCAACCGAUUCCGAAUCGGAUGAUGAAUUUCUGAUCAAUUUGAAGCAGGAACGUUUGUAGGAUGUUUUUCAUUUUAAUUAUUCAUUUAUCUCAGUUUUCAAGCUGAGCAAAAGAGAGAAAUCUUGUGUGUAAGAAGUGAUGUUAGUAUUGAAACAAUAAAUAAGGAUAAAACAUA